AUGCGGCGCUUUCUUCCUUCCCUUCUGGCGCCUUCGGCGUCCGCGGUCGUCGGCGUGGCCUACGACGGCGGCGAGGCGUUUCUGGGGCUCCGCUACGCGCGGAGCCCGCGGCGCUUCGCGGCCGCGGAGUUGACGGAGUUGCAGGCGGACGCGGAGGCCACACGGCAGGGGCCCAGGUGUUGGAGCCCCGACGAUUUUCCCUGCGUGCCGACUCCGGGCAACUUGCCAUCGGAGGCUUGCAAGUCGCCCCAGGCCGCGGAGAUGUCGGAGGACUGCCUAUUCUUGGACAUCUACCGGCCCAGCGGGGGAUCCUGGCCCAAAGCAGUUAUGGUUUGGAUCCACGGCGGCGGCAUGACUCUGGGGGACUCAGGCGGAGGCGUGGGCAAUGGCACCAGCCUCUCCGGGCAGGACGUGAUCGUGGUGUCCAUCAACUAUCGCCUGGGCCCCCUGGGCUUUUUGCCCUUGCGGCCCUUCGGGGCCGCGACCGGCACGGGGGGCAUGAAUGGCCUGCACGACCAGAUUCAGGCGCUGCGCUGGAUCCAGCGGUACAUCGGGGCCUUCGGCGGGGACGCGAAGCGCGUGACGCUCUUCGGGUGCUCCGCCGGGAGUUUGUCCAUCUGCACGCUGGCGGUGUCGCCGCUGGCGAAAGGCCUCUUUCACCAGGCUGUGCUGCAGUCCGGGCCUUGUUUGGGGCCGUGGGGCCCUGGAACGGUGGAGGAGGGCGAAGAGGUGAGGCGGCGGUUCAUGCGCUCGGCCAACGUGAGCUCCUUGGAGGAGCUUCACGAUCUUCCGGCCUCAGCCAUGCUCUGGGGCCAGGGUCAGGACCAGUAUGACAUCGAGUUCCCGGGGUAUUGGAUCGAUGGCUGGGUGGUGUCAGAGCAUCCGCACCGGCUGUUCCAGCAGGGCCCGGUCACGCCGAGGGCUUUCCUCAUGGGGGCCAACUCCCGGGAUGGCGUGCUGGGCUCCGACUACGUGGCGUCGUCCAAGAUGCCGAUCACCACCACUGCCUACCGGCCAGACCUCUUGACGCAUUGGCGACCGGUGAACGGCACCGGGGGCGUCUUCGGGGUGAAUCGGCUGCUGCCCGCCUCUGUGGGGACCGAGGUGUUUUCUGCAUACCCCUUGGCCGACUACUUGCAUCUGGGUGGCCCGGCUGCGGCGUUCAAAGCCGCGGACGGGGAUUACCACGUGGUUUGCGCCAUGCAUCGCCUGGCCUUGCUGGCCGCAAACCAGGCCGGGAAGGUGUUUUUCUACCACUUCACCCACGGGCCGCUGCUGUCGCCCGGCUGCGACCGCCCAGAGGUGGGCAACUUCUCGCUGCCGAGGACCGGCUGGGCCAACCACGGGGCGGAGCAGGACUUCGUCUUCGGCAACCGCAACAAGAGCGCCAGCUGCCAACUGCGGCCCGAGGAGCUGCGGCUGUCGCAGAAAAUCCAGCGCUUCUGGGCCUCCUUCGCCCAGUUUGGGCGGCCUGUUUCGGAGCCGGCGGAAAGGGCGUGGGGAGCCUUCCAGCCCCACCGCGCCUUCCAGCUGGGCCUGGAAUCGCAAGAGAUCGACCUGACGAGGUGCGAAUUCUGGGAUCGGCUCACUGGGAACUAUUGGCCCAGGACCGUCCUCUUCGCCUGA
This is a messenger RNA of Effrenium voratum, 1626 nucleotides long. The record is from the annotation of a GenBank genome assembly. NCBI's taxonomy places the organism in Eukaryota, Dinophyceae, Suessiales, Symbiodiniaceae.